AUGGAACUGCCGCUUCCGCCGGCGGCUGUGCCGCUCCAGCCCAUCAAUCGCUCGGUGGUGCUGUCUCCCCAGUUGAAAAAGAAGAUGCUGGCGCCUCAAUUGGGGCGUGUCACCAGCUUCACACCGGUGGCGUCUGUACCGGCAACUUCAUCUACACUGGGGCUGAUCUCUCUUUCUGGACUGCCCCGUCGACGCGCUGGUCGGUUGUCACAUCUGGUGCUGUGCCAACAAUUAGCACCUUCCGCUGAUGAUCAAGCCAAAUUAAACUACCGCAUCAAUGAGAUCCAGCAGAAAUAUGCUGAGUUGCAGAUUCAAUUUAGCCAAUUAGAGACAGAUCUUGAAACCAAGCGAGCUGAAGCCAACCUAGUCGCCACCCACAACAAACAGUUGACCGAGGAAAUCGAGUACUACAAAAAGCUUAUCGAACUGCUCCAAGCAAAAAUUUCUCAACUCACCUUGGCAAACGAUGCUCCCGAAGAUUUGCACAAAUUGUACCAAAAGCUUCUCAAAGAGUACAAGGUCUUGCAAACAAAUUUUGAGCUAGAAAAAAAUGCUAAACUAGUGCUCAUUGACCAGAUUGAAUUCUUGGCCAAAGAAAAUGAGUCUUUACAAACUGGUAAGUCAGUGGAAGAGGGCAUCAAAAAUUUAAUCAUUGAUGACGAAAAUUUAGCCGACGAUGAUUUGCUGGAGACAGAAUUGGAUUUUUUUGAUCAGGACUCACUGUUGGAUUACACUUCGAACUAUGAAUUUCCUUCUGGGUUAAAAGGACCACCCAGUCCCGACAUCAAUACUCGAUACAAAAGGGCUCUGUUACCUGCGUCGCAUAAGUUACAAGCGGAGACCGAAGAUUUUGUUUUGCUGCCCCUAAAGCUUGCAGGGCCAGCCCACAAACGUUUUUCAUGCCUGGGUGAAUCAUCAAAGCAAACAAGUAAACCACGACGUCUGUGGCGCCGACUGGCUGGUCAUCAAAGAUACUCAUCUCAUGAUCUUUUACCCAUUCAAGUUGAAUUCGAGCCUGCUGUUUCAACUAAUUCCCGCGAUUCGGCGUUUGAUACGUUGAAUGGCGACCACAUUGUUAGCCCAGUGACACCAGCACCUUCUGAGGUAUCACUGAAGCGCCUGAGUUUGGAGGACCUGGUGCAGUCGCGGGAAGAGUUGACAAGACUUAAGUUUGAAUUGCAGCUGUUGAGACUACAAAACGAAAAGCUUCUUUCUUACAUUGGCUAUGAAAUGCAGCGACUGCAACAACACAAGCACCGCGAAACAGAAGAAGCGCCACAUGAGUAUCUGGACCGCAAAUUGAUCGAACGCCUGCGGGAGGUACUCAUCAAAAAAAAGCGGGUGUUGCGGCUGGUCUCCAUCAACCCGUUGCAAAAGCUGGCAACUUUGGGCCCUAACCUCCCAUCAUUUGACGACGCUUAUGGGUUUAUGGCCUAUAAAAGCGAUCUCUCCAAGCGAGUGUUUUCAAAUGGCUUACAAGCAUAUUAUCGUUUAGACGAAGUCGAUGGUGACGAUGAUACGCCGUCAGUAAAGAAGCACACCCUGAUGGUUUUCACCGGAUUGGUCAGAGACUCCGAUCUGCUGCUGGACCUGGAUUAUGACGAAGAUGAUGAAGCAUUCACUGACGAGGAACCCGAUAUACUUGACUUGAUACCGGCCCCGCCGACAUCUGGGGUGUUUUCUUCAUUUAAAUACUUGAUGUUGGGUGCGCCAAACCACCGGAGGAAGUCGGAUGAACUUGUGGAUGACGGGCUCAAGUACAAGUUUUUAACGAUAGCCAUGGCCAUCACUGUGAUUGGUCUUCAAUUGAGUCAUAACCGUCACCAUUAG
This is a messenger RNA of Diutina rugosa, 1830 nucleotides long. RefSeq lists its product as uncharacterized. The coding region runs from base 1 to 1830 and encodes 609 amino acids. The transcript has a single exon. The record is from RefSeq and is a predicted model, not a curated record. NCBI's taxonomy places the organism in Eukaryota, Fungi, Ascomycota, Pichiomycetes, Serinales, Debaryomycetaceae.